AUGAACAGCGAGUCUCAACAACAGCAACCAAUCGUAUUUGUCACCGGCACAGAUACCGAUGUCGGGAAAACCUUUGUAUCAACAUUGCUGGUACACAAAUGGAAAGCUUCAUACUGGAAACCUGUGCAAACUGGCAUUGAGUCAGAUCAAGGUGACUCCGAGACAUUGAAAAAAUUCGAAGCAGCCGCAUCAACUUGGCAACCACGUAUAUUCACUCCCACUUAUGAGUUGCAGAAGCCUCUAUCUCCGCUCCAGGCCAUGGAAUAUGAGCCUGAAGUUGACAUCAAGUUGUUGGAUUUUGUAGCUCCUGAAGAAUGGGGCGCAGAGGACCCACUGGUGGUAGAGGGAGCUGGUGGAGUCUGCGUUCCCAUUACUCGUAAAUUGGAAAUCACUACUGACCUGAUCAAACAUUUGAUUGAGACUAGUAGUCAUCCAGUGUACGUGGUUGUUGUGGCACGCAGUGGGCUGGGGACUUUAAAUCAUACCUUGCUGACAUGGAAUCAUCUUUGCGACAACGGUUUGAGAGGCCACCUUUUUGGGGUCAUUCUCAAUGGAGAACCAAACGAAGGCAAUGUGCAGGCGCUGGAGAAGUUCGGUGUCAACAUUAUGGCACAGGUAGUGCAAUGUACUACGGCGAAUGAUAUAGAUAUGGCGUUGCAUGUGCUGCCAUCAGUGGAGUCAUUAAUGACCCAACAAGACAACACAUACUUAGAUUAA
Molecule: messenger RNA, 717 nt
Organism: Saccharomyces mikatae IFO 1815
Lineage: Eukaryota; Fungi; Ascomycota; Saccharomycetes; Saccharomycetales; Saccharomycetaceae
Gene: BIO4
Product: dethiobiotin synthase
Exons: 1
Coding region: 1-717 (238 amino acids)
Biological process (GO): biotin biosynthetic process
Molecular function (GO): dethiobiotin synthase activity; magnesium ion binding; ATP binding
Source: RefSeq, a predicted model, not a curated record